ACAAUAACAGACCCGACGUUUGAGAGAAGGAACUAUACAGCAGACCUCGUUUGCAUAACUGUGAACAGCCUCCCUGUGGUAUUUUGUAUAUUUUAUGAUCGCAGUCAAAGGAAAAGAAUCCAGUUGAAAAAAAAUUGUAUGCCUCUACCGCACACACUCACGGCAGUCCCGCAGAAACAAUCGUCGAUGUGAAUGAAUUUGUUCCUCGAUCGUAUAGGAUUAAAAGCGACAACCCACAAGAUCAUCGCCUCUAAUAAUUCCUACGGUUCGACUUACCAACGAAAGCCUGGUGAGUUGGCGAGUCACCAUGGAUUUUAAGAUCGGCUCAGGACUAUUCCUGUGCCUACUCUCAGUGGCUCUACUGCCGGUCGGUUUGUGCCGGUCUGCCGGGGCGCCAUUGGAAGCUUGCACCUCUCUUACACCAGGGCAUGGUCCGUCACCGCAGACGGGGACCAGCCCCUACCUGUUGGAGGCGAUAUCGGGAAGUACUUAUACUGUCGGAGGAACUGUUACAGUUCGCGUCAAUGCAAAUCCGGCGUCCACCACCUUCCGGGGCAUGAUCUUGCAAGCCCGCCGGACUAGCGACGGUACAAGGGUAGGCACCUGGAUGCUACCGGCUGGUGGUGGUUACCAGUACGUGGAAUGUUCCGGCGCCGGGGAUCAAUCGACGGUCACUCACACCGACGGUAUAGACAAGUCACUACCGGUGUUUUUUACGUGGAACGCACCUACCCAGUCAGUCGGGGACGUCCGGUUUUUGGUUUCUGUUGUUCAAAACUUUUCGACAUUUUGGACAAACAUCGAGACAACAGUCACGGUGGCUCCACCUUGUUCAAGCAACCCAUGUCAAAAUGGAGUCUGCUCCAGCACAGAUGGUACUUCCUAUUCAUGCACAUGUAACACUGGUUUCAGUGGAACCAACUGUGACAUGCCAACAGAUGCCUGCCAGUCAUCACCUUGUCAGAAUGGUGGAAAUUGUUUCCAAAGUGCAAGUGGUGGAUUCUUUUGUGACUGUCCUGCUGGCUUUCAGGGCACUCAGUGUGAAGUAAUCACUCCAUGCGUGAGCAAUCCAUGCCACAAUGGUGGUACUUGUUCCAGCUCAGAUGGCAUGGCAUAUACCUGUAUGUGCAACACGGGUUUCACUGGGAUUGAUUGUAGCUCAGUGGCUCCACCUUGUUCAAGCAACCCAUGUCAAAAUGGAGUCUGCUCUAGCACAGAUGGUACUUCCUAUUCAUGCACAUGUAACACCGGUUUCAGUGGAACCAACUGUGACAUGCCAACAGAUCCCUGCCAGUCAUCACCUUGUCAAAAUGGUGGAAAUUGUUUCCAAAGUGCAAGUGGUGGAUUCUUUUGUGACUGUCCUACUGGCUUUCAGGGCACUCGGUGUGAAGUUUCUGCACCUUGUUCAAGCAACCCAUGUCAAAAUGGAGUCUGCUCUAGCACAGAUGGUACUUCCUAUUCAUGCACAUGUAACACCGGUUUCACUGGAACCAACUGUGAUACACCAACAGAUCCCUGCCAGUCAUCACCUUGUCAGAAUGGUGGAAAUUGUUUCCAAGGUGCAAGUGGUGGAUUCCUUUGUGUUUGUGCAAGUGGCUUUCAAGGUACUCGGUGUGAAGUGGCUCCACCUUGCUUAAGCAACCCAUGUCAAAAUGGAGUCUGCUCUAGCACAGAUGGUACUUCCUAUUCAUGCACUUGUAACACCGGUUUCACUGGAACCAACUGUGACAUGCCAAUAGAUCCCUGCCAGUCAUCACCUUGUCAGAAUGGUGGAAAUUGUUUCCAAAGUGCAAGUGGUGGAUUCUUUUGUGACUGUCCUACUGGCUUUCAGGGUACUCGAUGUGAAGUUUCUGCACCUUGUUCAAGCAACCCAUGUCAAAAUGGAGUCUGCUCUAGCACAGAUGGUACUUCCUAUUCAUGCACAUGUAACACCGGUUACAGUGGAACCAACUGUGAUACACCAACAGAUCCCUGCCAGUCAUCACCUUGUCAGAAUGGUGGAAAUUGUUUCCAAAGUGCAAGUGGUGGAUUCUUUUGUGACUGUCCUACUGGCUUUCAGGGCACUCAGUGUGAAGUUCCUGCACCUUGUUCAAGCAACCCAUGUCAAAAUGGAGUCUGCUCUAGCACAGAUGGUACUUCCUAUUCAUGCACAUGUAACACCGGUUACAGUGGAACCAACUGUGACAUGCCAAUAGAUCCCUGCCAGUCAUCACCUUGUCAGAAUGGUGGAAAUUGUUUCCAAAGUGCAAGUGGUGGAUUCUUUUGUGACUGUCCUACUGGCUUUCAGGGCACUCGGUGUGAAGUUUCUGCACCUUGUUCAAGCAACCCAUGUCAAAAUGGAGUCUGCUCUAGCACAGAUGGUACUUCCUAUUCAUGCACCUGUAACACCGGUUUCACUGGAACCAACUGUGACAUGCCAACAGAUCCCUGCCAGUCAUCACCUUGUCAGAAUGGUGGAAAUUGUUUCCAAAGUGCAAGUGGUGGAUUCUUUUGUGACUGUCCUACUGGCUUUCAGGGCACUCAGUGUGAAGUGGCUCCACCUUGUUCAAGCAACCCAUGUCAAAAUGGAGUCUGCUCUAGCACAGAUGGUACUUCCUAUUCAUGCACAUGUAACACCGGUUUCAGUGGAACCAACUGUGACAUACCAAUAGAUCCCUGCCAGUCAUCACCUUGUCAGAAUGGUGGAAACUGUUUCCAAAGUUCAAGUGGUGGAUUCUUUUGUGUUUGUGCAACUGGCUUCACUGGUACUCAGUGCAACGAUAUGUCAAAUCCCUGCCAGCCGUCACCUUGUCAGAAUGGUGGAAGUUGUUUCCAAAGUUCAAGUGGGACUGGAUUCUUUUGUGUUUGUGCAACUGGCUUCACUGGUACUCAGUGCAACGAUAUGUCAAAUCCCUGCCAGCCGUCACCUUGUCAGAAUGGUGGAAGUUGUUUCCAAAGUUCAAGUGGGACUGGAUUCUUUUGUGUUUGUGCAACUGGCUUCACUGGUACUCAGUGUGAAGUAUCAACGGGUCCAUGUGAGGGUCAGCCUUGCCAGAAUGGAGGGACGUGUGUUUCACUCGGGACAACAUUUGCUUGCAACUGUCCAGCUCUCUACGUGGGAGACCGUUGUGAAAUUCCUGUGCCGUGCACAAGUCAACCGUGCCAGAAUGGAGGCACGUGUAUUUCAAGUGGGACGACAUUUAGUUGCACUUGUCCACCUUUUUAUUCAGGAAGUCGCUGUGAAAUUCCUCCAGCGGUCUGUGAUCCCAAUCCAUGUCUGAAUAACGCAGAUUGCACAAUAGCUGCAAACCAAGCUUUCUGCCAGUGCUACAAUGGAUACACUGGACAGUUUUGUGCAACCCCUCCAGAUAUCUGUGCCAGCAACCCAUGUCAGAAUGGGGGCACCUGUGCUCAGGUUAGUGACCUCGUGCACGUUUGUUACUGUCCCACUGGCUACAGCGGAUUGGACUGUGAGAUUUCAGAAAUUUGCGCAAGUAAGCCAUGUGAAAAUGGAGGAACCUGCAUAGGCCAAAUGACAACAUUCACCUGCAUGUGCACAGACCAGUUCACGGGUGACAGAUGCAACACUCCGGUUGAUAAUACGCACCAGUGUAACCCAAACCCAUGCCAAAAUGGCGCAACAUGUUUCCGAGAACAUGGAUCGGAGGUCCAAUACUUCUGCCUUUGCACCUCCGACUAUUCAGGGAAACAUUGUCAAACACUGGUUCCUGUGGGAACCACAUGUGACUCUAGCCCAUGUCAAAACAGUGGCACCUGUACACCCUUCGAAGUUGGAAUGGGAUAUACGUGUACCUGCUUACCAGACUUUACAGGGGUCCACUGUGAGAUCUAUAAGGAUCCCUGUGACUCGGCACCUUGUUUGAACGGAGGCACAUGUCGAACCAACGGUAUUGGCUAUUUCACAUGCGUGUGCCCAGAAGGUUUCACGGGGACAGUAUGUGAAACUGUCGUGAAUGCCUGUCUGUCUUCACCUUGUAGGAACGGAGGAACGUGCACGCCGAGUGGCAACUCAUUCACCUGUUCUUGUGCCCCAGGCUACAUGGGUGACACAUGUGAAAUCUACCGCCCAUGUACCUCCAGCCCCUGCUUAAAUAGUGGCACUUGCACUGAAGAUUCAACGGAUACUGAUGGCUACGUCUGCACCUGCACAGAUAUAUUCACAGGGCAUAACUGUGAAACUGUGAUCCCUACUCCUUGCAGACCUAAUCCUUGUGUGAACGGUGGAAACUGCUCUUUGGUCCUCGGACCACCCGAAGACUACAUGUGUACCUGCCUGCCACAAUUUGAAGGCACAAACUGUGAGAUUGAGAUGGGCCAGUGCCCGCCCUCACACUGCCUGAAUAAUGGAACCUGCACGGUCCUACCUCAAGGAUCUGGUGCCAUGCCCGUGUACCAGUGCACUUGUCCCAUCACCCAUUCUGGAGAUCGAUGUGAGACAGAUAUCUGUGUAAAUUACUGCGUGAAUGAAGGAAACUGCACAGUGAGCAGUGGAGGCCAGGCUACCUGCAGCUGUCCAGUAGGAUUCUCCGGAGACCGUUGCCAACUCACUCCAGAAACAUGCGACAACAUGCCGUGUCAAAAUGGAGGCACCUGCAGAGUUAUGAAUGGCCAAGCUGAAUGCACGUGCCCGACAGCAAUCACAGGACUGCUCUGUGAGAGAGUUCCCUGUGAACUCAUCACGUGUGACAAUGGAGGGACCUGUGUUGAGACCCAGAUGGGACUGGGGUCUUGCCAGUGCGUCCUUGGAUUUGAUGGGCCGCUGUGUACAAACAAUAUCGAUGACUGUGCUAGUGAUCAGUGUCUCAAUGGCGCAAGCUGUUUGGAUCUGAUUAACAACUACAUGUGUUUCUGUGCCAGCACGUACACAGGGAGAAAUUGUGAAUCCCGGACUGAAGUGUGUGGCACUUUGAAUGGUAGGUGUGAAAAUGGAGCAACAUGCGAGCCUGCCAUGAACAGGUGUCUCUGCCAGCCAGGCUAUGAAGGGCCUCUCUGUGCUGAUGAUGUGAAUGAGUGUGCCUCCAAUCCUUGCAUGAAUGGUGGAGUCUGUGUGAAUCGGGUUGCCAAGUAUCUGUGUGCCUGCAAGGAGUUCUUCACAGGGCCCAAAUGUGAAAUCUCCGAGAAUAAGCCAGAAAACCAACCCCAAACAGGUCCUUUGCUGGAACCUUGGUGGAUAGCGCUCAUCUGCCUGAUCGGAGUCCUCUUCGUCAUCUUUGUUGUUAUUGUCAUCUGCACCAUGAAUCGUAGUCAUGACGACGACAAGAAAAAAAUAGUCAUCUAGUGUCUCUCCUCCUUAGUUAAAACCCUUAGUCUGUUUGCAAUGUAUAGGUAGUAAUGCCUUGACCGUGCAUUUGACCCAAAAUAUGUUGCAUUGAAGUUGUAAUACAAAUGCAUGUGCACUCAGAGUCAUGUGGAUGGUGGGAAUCUUAAAGGAACCACCCUUUGCAGGUUGUCCAAGGCCAAUGUGCAUUCAAACUCUUUAUCUGAAUAAGGCCUCUGGCCAGGCCACAUGUUGUAACUCAUCACGUGUUCCGCAGAAAAGCAUGUUUUCCCCCAGUCUUACAACUUGCAAUGCAAGCAGUCGGCUUGACUAAGCUCUAUUGCCGGGCCCCAGACACAUUCUUAAUGCAUUAUCUCAGCUUUCUAGAAUCCUGGCUGUCCAUUUAUUUGACAACAUUUUGCUUUGAAUGGUAUGUUACUUCCAAUUUGUUAUUCAUUGUAUGUAGAUCUUUUCCUCAUUUGUAUUUUUAGUGCCUAUCUUUAAAUAAAAAAGAAGAAAAACAACAACGGUUAAAAAGCUGAGAUAUCAGCUUGUUGAAAUGCAAUUUUACCUACCGUUUUCGCUCUGCAUUAAAUGGGUAAGUAAGUGGUUGUUAAGUAAGUUUAGCAUGUAGCAUAUGUAAUGUUUUGAUAGAUAAUGUUAAGGCACAGGGUUUAAAUGUUGAUAUUGAAAAGCUGAAUUCAUUGUCAGAAAUUUUACUGGCUAUCAGUAAAGCAGAUGUUUCGUAUCUAUGCAAAUUCAAACUUUUUAUAUAUUACUGAGAUGGAAUAAGAAAUUUUAAGCACUUAAAUUUCGAUGUUGUGAUUUUCUUGUACUUAAAUACAUUUUCUUUAUCAGCAUUGGUGUUUUGUACUGAUAAGCAGAUAAUCAUAAUUAUUGUAAAUUAGAUUUUGAUAAGAAGUGUACAAUGAGACAAGUAUGUAAAGUUUGACUAAUCUAAGGGAUCUGAAGAAGUAGGCCUACUGUUGAUACAUCUAAGACAUUGAAUUAAAGUGAGGGAACUUUGGUAGCAUAAUGAAAUUCAAACUUGUUAAUGUCAAAGCUAUACUGCGAAAGAAUCCUUUAGGGGGUGUUCAUGAGGCUAAUCAAAAGAAGGUAUGGACACGUCUUUUCAAGGUAGUGUAGGUAUAUAUGAAACUUGUGGAUGUCAUUUUUCUUAUUCUCGUUGCAAGGUCUGAAACCAAACUCCAAGAAUUCAUUCCUCAACCAACUGGUUGAAAGGAGUUUCUUUGUUUGGUGUUGCAAAAGCACCAAAUGGCCAACACUGUCACAUUUAUUACUGUACUAUUGAAAUUUAUCACAAAUAAGUCCUGCAGUCACUCAAAUUGUAUGAAGUACGCUAACAUGAAAUAUCUAAUUAAUAGCCCUCAUAAAGUUUUAUUAGUUUAAUAAUAUCUAAUAUAUAUUUCUCAUUUGGGCCAUGUUAAUUCAAUGAAACAAGUGAAACAUUUUAUUUGUGUCGUUUGCUUGUUAUUACGAUUAAAUGUAAACUUUUAUUACUAAAAGCAAAUCAAAACAAAAGCUGACAAACCUCCGAUGCGCUUUCAAUUAAACCUUCAUUGAAUAUCUGUUAAAAUUGGCAGAUGCAUUUUGCCUUUCCAAAACUGAAGUCUUUCAAGUUAUUUGGGUAUUUAGUGAAUUAAUAAUUUAAUAAAAGCAGUUUGUUUCUAAAA
Messenger RNA from Acanthaster planci (crown-of-thorns starfish), 6951 nucleotides. RefSeq lists its product as uncharacterized. Gene Ontology annotation, cellular component: cell surface; signaling receptor complex; plasma membrane. Gene Ontology annotation, molecular function: calcium ion binding; Notch binding. Lineage: Eukaryota; Metazoa; Echinodermata; Asteroidea; Valvatida; Acanthasteridae. The record is from RefSeq and is a predicted model, not a curated record. Gene Ontology annotation, biological process: axon guidance; Notch signaling pathway.